Oncorhynchus kisutch (coho salmon) is the source of this 1663-nucleotide messenger RNA. RefSeq names its product EF-hand calcium-binding domain-containing protein 5-like. Bases 78 to 1307 code for a protein of 409 amino acids. The transcript is spliced from 8 exons. Lineage: Eukaryota; Metazoa; Chordata; Actinopteri; Salmoniformes; Salmonidae. Gene Ontology annotation, molecular function: protein binding. The record is from RefSeq and is a predicted model, not a curated record.
CCCUGCUGGAGGAAGGGGGCUCUAGGCUGCGUUACGUGGCCUGUACUACUGAGGAUGCCCGUCUGGUCCUCAACAAGAUGCUCCAGCCACACCAGGCCCCUGUCAGUUUCUCAGCCAUAGAGAGCUGUAGUCCAGUGCACGUGCCCAGAGUGGGCGCUCACGGAGGGGUCUACCUUUUCGACGAGUCUCGAGCCUCUUCACAGUGUUAUGGCUCGUUUAUCGCCAUUCCCAUAUUGGACCCCCGAGAGCAGGGACGAGCUAUUGGGGUGCUGGGUCUCGACACACUCCGAGAUUCAAACGACACACACCUGUUCUCACGCCAUGAGAUAGACUUCUACCAGGGUGUGAGCAGUGAAUUCAGCAGAGCUCUCCAGCAUGUGGUGACUCGCUGCAGCAUACUGCACAUUGUGGAGAGCGCCUCACUCUGGCUACACAGCAGAGUCUCUGCCGUUCACAGUAUCACCACCUAUCUGAUGGAGCCUUCAGACGGACAGGGCAGUGACUGCUCUCUGAGGAAGAUGAUGGUGAUGGAGGGAGGUUCUCGUCGCUCCCAUUGGCUCUCCCCUCCUCCUUCCUUACGGCGCUCAGAUCACAUCCCCAGAGACUACCUGUUCCAGUGCUGUGACACCUCCCAGGCUGGGCACUAUGUCGUGUUUGGGGCGUACAGACUGGUGCUCCCUGUGAGGGACUCAGCUGGGUGGGCCCUGGGGGUGGUGGACAUGGAGUUAGAAACCCUCUCAUCGGGCCACCAGAGGGGGCUGCAGCCCCACGAGCGCCGGGACCUGUCGUCUGCAGGGAAGGCACUGCAGGCUGCCUGCGUUCAGCUGCACAGAGAAAGCACUGGGCCGAGCAGGCAACACACACUGCUGGAGGCGAAGGGCCUGGGAGGGGAGCGGCGGGCGUCCAUCUUGUUCCUAUGUUUCAUGCUGGAGCACUUGCGUGUCCGCUGUGUGUCCGGAUUGGACCAAUCAAUUGUAGCGGCGCUCCAGAGCUCCCAGGAUGCAUCUCACCACUUCCAUGUCAGUCAAGUCGUGAAGGCGGUGCUUCUACUGCUGUACCCUGAGAGGGAGGGUUCUGUCCAUACAGACAAUUGGGACCAAAUGAAGAUGAUGCUGAGCACUGACCUGGGCUACAGGCUGGCCAGGUUUGAACCCUUAGCCAGGGCAGUGACAGUGGACAGGGAGUUGGUCCACAGCUGCAUAGCAGUUUCAGGAGUUGAAAGGAGGGAGUUGGGGCAACAUGGAUCAUUACCACUGGAGGACCUGUAUGACUGGGUAUCCAUCUGUUUGUCUAUCUGUUCCUACUAGAUUCAAGUUUGAAAGUUUAUUCACCACGUACACAGGAUACAACAGGCAUAAAACAGAACAGUGAAAUGCUUUCCUUGAGAGGUCUUUCCCAACAAUGCAGAGAUGAUAUAGAUAACAGAACAUUUAAAAAAAGAAGUUUGAAUUAAAAACCCACACGAGAACAAUGAUGUGAGUUAGAAACAUGAGAAUACAAGUAUAUACAUGUCAGUGCUUGUACCUUAUUCAAUUUGCAGGGGUACUGGAGUGGUUGAGGUGGGUUUCUACAUAAAAAGUGACAGGUUGUAGGAUAUACAGUUGAAGUCGGAGGUUUACAUACACCUUAGCCAAUUACAUUUCAACUCAGUUUUUACACAAUU